This is a messenger RNA of Xiphophorus couchianus (Monterrey platyfish), 5106 nucleotides long. It is a transcript of the gene kcnq4, whose product is annotated as potassium voltage-gated channel subfamily Q member 4. The coding region runs from base 1737 to 3782 and encodes 681 amino acids. The transcript has 14 exons. Gene Ontology annotation, cellular component: voltage-gated potassium channel complex; membrane. The record is from RefSeq and is a predicted model, not a curated record. Gene Ontology annotation, biological process: potassium ion transmembrane transport. Lineage: Eukaryota; Metazoa; Chordata; Actinopteri; Cyprinodontiformes; Poeciliidae. Gene Ontology annotation, molecular function: voltage-gated potassium channel activity.
CAAAUAAUUCAGCUCUCUCUUGAAGUUAAUUUUAAAAACGACAUUUAAUUCAAAAGUGUAAUUUGAUGGCCUUCACUAUCAUGGAGAAAAUUGCAGUUGUCCAGUAGAGAGUUACUGACACCCUCCACAUGGAGGACAAGCAACAAAAAGCAUCGAUAACGGAGAUGGGCAAUCACAAAAUGACUGUAUUAAAAAAAGUUUAGUGGAAAGAAAGUGUAGCAGAGAAAAAACACAAGAAACAGGGGUGACAAUAGCUUUGUGAAGACUGUCAAACAAGGCUCAUUCCAGCUGGACUCAGUCAUUUAGGAGCCACACAUCUUGCCAUGUGCUACAGAUGUUACAUUCCUCGACUGAAGCCAGGCCUAAAUCAGAGACAAUGUCAGAAGCAUCUCACCUGGGAUAAGGAGAUAAAGAACUGGACUGCUCUUAGUGGUCCAAAGUCCAAAGGUAAUGUUUGCAACUCUUAUGUAAUUUUCUACUUGUCUGAGAAACUGAAGUUUAGGUUUUUCUUCCACUCAACUUUCUAUCAUUAUGCUCUAUGAGCAGACGGCAUCAUUAGCAAUGACUGCGUGUGGUUUAACAUGUUUGUGCAUGGUGUCACCGACACCUCUGGAUAACUGUCAAGUGUUCAUUAGCUGUAAUUAGGAAAACUGACAGAAAUAAACAUUUAAUAUAUGGAACUCUGUGCGUGUGCAAUUAAUGUAUAUUAUAUAUCGAUUCUUUUUUUAUUUUAACGGAACAUAUUUUCCAUUCCAUUGGGAUGCUUUUGUAUUUUGUACGAUCAGAUUAAAAGAAAUCCUGCUAAAUCGGAGGCUUAUGUGCAUUGUUAUCAUUCAACCUAUAGGACUUGGCCCGGGAUCAGUUCAUCUUCCAGGAAAUCUUCCUAAACGAUGGGUUUGUUAGCGCUGUCUCAUUCGUCCCGCUGCUCUCCAUCCCGGCGCUCCGACUUCUCCGCCUCUUCAGUUUCUCCCCACACAGCAGGUCACCUCAGAGAGACCAGCUUCUCCCACCAGGCUUCAGACAUAUCUUUCGGUUUCCUGAACCUCUCUUUGGAGUUGUUUUUUGUUGUUGUUGUUGUUAUUGAUUUUGUUUCUCAGAUGCAGUUUCUGGUCAUCACUCUGAUGUGUCUGACUCCUGCGCGCUCCACCCCGCCUGCCGGAGCGGAGGAGCGCUGGACCGGAGGGGCGCACCAGGAGGAGAGCUGAUGUGGCGCGGCAACAUAGAAACAGCUAAGAGUAACUCAAUUACAGCAGACUUUAUUCACGGAAAUGACCGUAGACGACGUGGAGCAAGUGCACCGCUGUCACUCUCGCUUGUUGUGUUGAACAAAAGCUGUAAGCGUUGCUUGACUCGACUGUUUGCGCGCUGCUUUCAAAGUGAUGCCAGGUCGUUUUGCAGUGUUACUGGAGUUAAUGCAUGUGCGAUUACCUCUCCGCACCCCGCUGAUCAACCUCUUACACCUGACUCUUGAGCAAUGGUCACUGAGGGUCACGUUUCAGCGCGACGGACUUAUCAAACUAUUGCGCUUUCUGGCUUUUACGACCGUGUCUUGAUUUACAGAUAACUUUUGAAGCUUGGCCAAGCUACCGAGACCGUAAAAAACGAACCCGAAGGCAUGGUUUCAUCCUGCACGGCGAGGCUUGCGGGACUUUACAAGUUGUAGUCCACUUUGAGGCAGAGAUCCAGUGAGAGGUGGCAGGAGAAACAGUCGUGACAGGGGGUGGGGGGGGGAAAAAAUGCUCGGAAGUCCAUCCAACAACGGCGGCCUCAGAAUGCUCGCUCCCCCGGCCCCGAACGACGACAGGCGGGUAGAGUUCGUGGCGCUCACCGCCGUCCAGACCGAGCGGAGCGAGCCGUCCACCCCGGAGCGCGGACACCCGUCUCACCGCACGGGGCUCCUGGGCACCCCGCUGCCCGGACCGCCCGGACCCCGAGCCAACGCAUCCGCUUCAAGUAAGCGCUUCAGAAAGUUGCAAAACUGCCUUUACAACGUUCUGGAGAGGCCGAGAGGUUGGGCGUUCAUCUAUCAUGCAUUCAUUUUCCUGCUGGUGUUCAGCUGCUUGGUGUUGUCUGUGUUUUCGACCAUUCCUGAGUACCAAAAGAUGGCCAAUCAAGGCCUCUUCAUCCUGGAGUUUGUAAUGAUCGUGGUGUUCGGCUUGGAGUACUUCAUCAGGAUCUGGGCAGCUGGAUGUUGUUGCAGAUACCGGGGAUGGCAGGGACGCCUGAGGUUUGCCAGGAAGCCCUUCUGUGUCAUAGAUUUCAUCGUGUUUAUCGCAUCGCUAGCGGUGAUCGCCGCAGGGACGCAGGGCAACAUCUUCGCCACGUCAGCCCUGCGCAGCAUGCGUUUCCUGCAGAUCCUGCGCAUGGUUCGCAUGGACCGGCGCGGAGGCACCUGGAAACUACUUGGCUCCGUGGUUUAUGCUCACAGCAAGGAGCUGAUUACAGCCUGGUACAUCGGGUUCCUGGUGCUCAUCUUUGCCUCCUUCCUGGUCUACCUGGCUGAGAAAGACAUCAACUCAGAUUUUGGCACCUAUGCAGACUCCCUCUGGUGGGGGACUAUAACUUUGACCACCAUUGGGUAUGGGGACAAGACGCCUCGAACGUGGCAGGGACGACUUCUGGCGGCUGGUUUUGCCCUCCUGGGUGUCUCUUUUUUCGCCCUGCCUGCUGGAAUCUUGGGUUCAGGCUUUGCCUUGAAGGUUCAGGAGCAGCACCGGCAGAAGCACUUUGAGAAGAGGAGGAUGCCUGCUGCAAAUCUCAUACAGGCUGCAUGGCGUCUCUAUUCUACAGAUGCCAAACACUCGUAUCUAACAGCAACAUGGUAUUUCUACGACAGCAUGUUGCCUUCGUUCAGAGAACUGACGCUACUGUUCAGUCACCUCCAGCGACAACGUAACACCAAGAAGGUUCUGCAGAGCUCCUACAACACGCUGCUGUCUGGGCUCCGGCCCUACAGCUCCCCCUAUCUGUCGAGGGACAGUAAAAUGGGCUUCCGGGAUCGGAUCCGGAUGAACAACUCCCGUUCAUCCCAAACCAUCCGGAACAAGGCUUCACCGCUGCCGCCCGGCUCCGGCGUCCGGCGCUCCCCGAGCCAGGAGAACAUCCCUGAAGCCACCAGCCCUGGAAAGGUCCAAAAGAGCUGGAGCUUUAACGACCGCACGCGCUUCCGCACCUCCCUUCGCCUCAAGCCACGCCCACCUGUUGAUGUGGAGGGGGUUGGAGAGGAAAGCGUGGAAGACAAGUCAUAUUGCGAUGUGGCCAUGGAGGAGGUGAUUCCAGCUGUGAAGACGCUUAUACGAGCUGUAAGGAUCCUGAAGUUUCUAGUGGCGAAGAGGAAGUUUAAGGAGAUGCUGCGUCCAUAUGACGUGAAAGACGUCAUAGAGCAGUACUCUGCAGGACACCUGGACAUGCUGGGCCGCAUCAAGAGCUUGCAGAUGAGGGUGGAUCAGAUAAUUGGGCGAGGAGGUGUUCAGCCUGAUAAAAAACUGCGACCCGAAAAAGGAGAGAAGACUCCUCCAGAACUGGAUUCCCUGGACGAGCUCAGCAUGAUGGGCCGUGUGGUCAAAGUGGAGAAACAGGUACAGUCUAUAGAAAACAAGUUGGACCUCAUGCUCAACUUCUACUCGCAGUGCUUGAAGAAAGGUUCCUCCCACGUCACGCUGUCCUCCCUCCUGGACCCCGACUUGACGUCUGACUACCACAGCCCCACGGACCAAAGAGACCUCUUCCCGUCCGCUAACACACUGAACAUCUCCCAGUCUGACAGCGGGAACUUGGAAUGACAAUGGGACACAGACACUAACCCUUUACAAUAUGUCCUCCUUACACUGAGUCCUCUCUCUGAGCAGCCCAGCAUACCAAACUUCCCCUUUAAUUCAGAUCUGGUAUGAUUGCCCCUCCCAUCUCAAGUCUCCAUCCUCAGCCCUUUAUCCUGGAGUGAAUGUUUCUGGAGCUCGUCAGACAUUGGCCAGUAGGUGGCUCCAGCUGACGAGGAGCCUCAGCCAAAGCUGCUUACCGCACACGCCUGUCAACUCACUGGAUGAGGAAAGUACUUGACUACUGAAGCAGUCUCACCCACUCACAUCGUGCUGUAUAUCUAAACCUACUUUUAAACUUUAAUUGUAGACAGACUGUGGAAGUCUGUCUACAAGACAUUGCAGAUAUCCGGAGGAAUCGUCUCUUUCCUCUUUAUUGUCUGGUUUUAUUUUCCCUUGGGCACUUCAAUCGACUGAAAGUCGUUUAAGAGCGUUCCCAUUCCGACAUUAGGGUGACAACACAGUUUUUCAUGCUGUGAUGAAUGUAGCUGUUCCUUUGUUCAAGAGAAACUGCAUUCCAAGAACAAGAGCGAUUGACACCUGAAGGAAAAACACAGUUGGACCUGGAUCAGCUGCACCGGCACAAGGUCCCACCCAGCAAGGGAAAUUCUGUUUUCCAGAUCAGACGUUAAUCACCCAAACGUUUCGCAUGAGAACAGAGUGGAACUAAUGUGCUGGACUGACUGUGGAUUUGGACUGUACCUUAGUGUAAAUUGUUGUUUGUUUUCACUUGUAUAUCCUCUUUAGGAAGUCUGGUCUCUGACAAGCCCAACAGCAAAAAAAAAGAAAAAAAAAAAAGACACACUUUUUGUUUCCAGCUCAGCUGGCAUUGUAUUGAGGAUUAUGUAGGAUUUAAUAGAGCCAUGGUGGUCCGUUGUAAUUCUCAGAUCUCUCUUUUGCAAUUUUUCCAGACUACUGUGCGAACUACGGCCAUUUUAGUGAUAUACACUUUUAUUUUUAAAACAAAACCUCUAAAAGUCUUUGUCUUGCAGCCCAUAAUCCUGCCAUAUUUAUUCAUCAGACUUGCUUUUAAAGGGAUAGUCCAGAAUUUUAGUGGAGGAGCUCUGUAAAAACAUAAUGAAAGGUUAAUAUAUCUGUCAGAUCCCGGUUCUCUUGGUGUCUUUGUUUUGUUUAAAUCCAGAACUUUGGACCCAGAGGCUACAUGUCUAAUUUAGCGAAUUUACCUACUAAAUGGUAAAAUUUAUAUCUGUUGUAUAUUUAAGAAAAACAAAAUAAUUUGCUUUCUUAUCAAUCAAUCAAUCAAAUUUUAUUUGUAUAGCACAUUUCAGCA